GCGAGCAAGUUCUAUCCCGCCUUGUCGGAAACCGAUGUCCGACUCAAAAGCAACUGGAAUCGAAAGUGGCGCUUUUGUCAACCGUGAACGGCCCGGAGCAGUAAGGUUGCGUUUCUGUCCAAACAGUAACGAUCUGCUUUACCCAAAGGAAGACCGCGCCCUCAAGAAGUUGAUAUAUGCAUGCCGUAACUGCGACUUCCAAGUAGAGGCUGACGAUCACUGCGUUUUUCGCCACUUAGUCCACCACACGGCUGCUGAAACGACCACUGUUAUACAGGAUGUACGCACAGACCCAACCUUGCCUCGCUCUUCCCAUGUCCGUUGUUCUAGGUGCGAAAAUGCAGAUGCUGUGUUUUUUUCAUUGACCACGUCCGAGGGAAUGUCACUUUUUUUCAGUGUGUCUCUUGUGGGCACAAAUGGAAGGAUGAGGGCUGUGCAAAUGAUGGAUGAAAGCCAAUCAUUUUUUGUUAACUCUCCAAGAUGCGCAUCUGAUGCUUAGCAUGUUAUCAUAUGUGCAGGAUGUGUAGACUUGUCCUUGGUUCUUGUGGGAGUUUUGGAAAUGUGUGUAGGUAUAAUAAAGAAUAGUAGAAGCGCUGUU
Molecule: messenger RNA, 598 nt
Organism: Micromonas pusilla CCMP1545
Lineage: Eukaryota; Viridiplantae; Chlorophyta; Mamiellophyceae; Mamiellales; Mamiellaceae
Biological process (GO): transcription initiation at RNA polymerase II promoter; DNA-templated transcription; transcription-coupled nucleotide-excision repair
Cellular component (GO): RNA polymerase II, core complex
Molecular function (GO): DNA-directed RNA polymerase activity
Source: RefSeq, a predicted model, not a curated record